This is a messenger RNA of Struthio camelus australis, 4129 nucleotides long. NCBI's taxonomy places the organism in Eukaryota, Metazoa, Chordata, Aves, Struthioniformes, Struthionidae. The record is from RefSeq and is a predicted model, not a curated record.
AUGCUGUGGGCUGACCAGCUGGAAAGUAGCUUUGUAGAAAAGGAUCUGAGGGUCCUGCUGGACAACCAGCUGGACAUGAGCCAACUCUGUGCCCUCACAGCAAAGGCGGCCAACGGCCUCCUGGGCUAUAUUAAGAAGAGCGUUGCCAAACAGACAUCUUCAAGCAAGCGUCAGGAGGAAGGACAGCCCAUUUACUUGGCAGUGAAGGGAGUAGUAUUUGAUGUCACUUCUGGAAAAGAAUUUUAUGGAAAAGGAGCCCCAUAUAACGCUUUGGUUGGAAAAGACUCAACACGAGGAGUUGCAAAGAUGUCUCUGGAUCCAGCAGAUCUUACUCAUGACAUAACAGGACUCACAGAAGAGGAACUAAAGUCCCUGGAUGAUAUCUUCAAUAACGUGUACAAGGCCAAAUAUCCAAUUGUUGGCUAUACUUCUCGACGAAUUCUGAAUGAGGAUGGCAGCCCCAAUCUCGACUUUAAACCUGAGGAUCAACCACAUUUCAGCAUUAAAGAUGAGUUUUGAUUAGUGUUUUAGUACCUAGAGAAUACUCACAGGGCCACAAUAGAAUGAAUAUUAGAUUUGUUUCCUGAAAGGAAGGACAUUUUAUAUAAACUAUAGGUGUACACAUUUAUGUAUUUUCUAAACAGAAAACUGAUUGAUGAUAGCUAAUUGUUGGAAUGAAUUCCAGAAAACAGGGAGUCAAACAGAUCUAUGUUAGCGGCACAUACUCAUGCUGUUUGCUCUGAAUUAUAGGUAUUAUUUCAUAUGGACGUUCUUACUGCUUGUAUUUCUCUGUCUACAAACAUAUAAUUUAAAAUUACAUUCUUUAAGAGAUAAGGCGGUUUCUAAUAGUUGAACAUUUAGUGGUCUUUGUGUAAAUCCUAAGUUGUUUCCCAUUCCUUUAAAAACUGAAUGUAUUAUCUGGACCAGCUAGCAUCAAUUCUCUCUGCUUCAUUUUUUGUGAUUAAUUAUAGGUGCUCACAUAUAUAAAUAGGUGUAGCAGAUGCUUACUCUUUAAAAGGCAUUGUGGGAUUUAAUAUUUGACAGGUUUGAGAAUACUGGAAAUAAAAACAGUCGAUCUUUUAAAAUGUAGUUACAGUGGAAUAUUUAUGCAAAGCCUACAGCUAUAAAACAAGAAAAAUAAAUCUUUUUCCCGCUUGAGAAAUACUGUGACAUUUUCAGUAGAUUCUUAUUAUGUUAGUUUUAAAUAAAUGGCACUUCAUUUUUAUUUUUUGAAAUAAUUAUCAAAGAUGUCAUCUAUAUUAGAUUAUGAUGAUUUCCUUCUAGCUUCCUCCAGUCUCCCUCUGACAAAAAAAGGAAAUGAUAGCCCACUGUUUCCCACAUACUCUUAUAGUAUAAGUUUAUUACAGUAAUUUAGAAUCCUGUGGAAAUUUUUAGCAUCUUCGUAUUGACAAUUUCAGCCUCUCAUUUUUAAUUUCUGUUAGUUUUUCUUUGUUUUAGUCUGGCUUCAUCGCUGCUGUUGCAACGAGGUGUGCAUUCACAUAUUCCUCUUCACUUUAACCUAACAUAAAACUCCAGAUCCUGUAGGGUGAAAGAAGUCCUCCCUUUAUCAGAUUUCUCUGGCAGUAUUUCUUUUUAUUAUCCUCUCUUAAACCGUGUUACUGAUUUUACUGUAAAUUCAUUUUGUAUCUUACUAUUAGACCACAUAAGCUGGAGGAGGGGCUCCAUGGGCCACCUUCUCUUCUGCUGUUCUGUGGUGGUCUGGGGCAAAAUAAAUAACUUAGUUUUGAAGUAAAGAAAAUGUUAUUGCUUCAGAAAAUCAGUCACUGGUUGUUAUAACCACCGAUCUCUUGGCUGGACACCAACAGCAACUGGAAGUUGGCCCGUUGAUGAUGCCUGCCCACAGGUACCACCACUGUAUACCUGCCAUCUUUAUGUGCAUGGGGUGGGUGAUAAUAGCGCUGGUUGUUCUUUGCCAGCAUUUCACAGAUCAGUUUCCAAGGUCUACAUGUUUUUCUCCCUUCCCUUCCCUUCCUUGCGUGUUUGUUUCCUCAGGGGGCAGCUGUGGGAGAUGUGCUCCUGGGAUUAUUGUAAAUUGUCUUGGCUUCAUCUGAGAUCAGCAUACUCCUCAGCAUUUAACAAUUUCGGACGUGGAAAUUUUGUAGCUAGAUUGUUAACACAUCACCCCUGAGUGGCUUAGUGUUACUAUUCUCUCCCUGCUUUUCCUGUUCAUGCUAUGAAGCUCACCUUUGCUGAUCCCAAAGUUGAUAAGGCAUCUUCUAUUUAUACUUUCAGGUGCAUUUCAGGGAAGAAACCUUCCUGUUGCAACGGUGUUAUUGAAAUGGUGAUAUAAAAAGUCUUUUAAUGUGAGAUCCUUGCAAAUUCAGCCUGCCCUCAGUUGUGCCUGUGAAGGGAGGGAGACGUCCCAGUCCUUCCGUUCUGUUAUUAACAAGAUUAUCACAACUGAAUGCAUUUUAGAGUGCAGAAUGUUUCCUUUUUGUUUCCACUUCAGUUUGGGAACUGAAAUACUCACUUCUGUUCAGUCACUUCCUAAGCUAUUUCACUUCAGGUAUUAUGAUAAUAAGGCUUUCAGUGGGCCACCAGAAGGACUAUAUCCUUAACCUGGAUAUUCUUCACUACUGUUCACUAUCAUUAACUCCUGUUACUGAUAACAUGUUCAGUGACUACUUUUCUAAUGCAUUCAGAGUACCACAAUAUUUCUUUUAGUGUUACUUUAAUGACACUGUUUUGUUUCUAAGGCUGUUACUUGUUGACAGCCUGAAAUUUAUUUUGCUUAAAAGCAUACUGUCUGCUAUCAUUGUUUUGUUCAGUCAGUUGCAUUUCCUUGACCAAAAUACAUUUUGCCAGUAAGACAAGUGCCUUCACUAACUAUAAACUGCACUCAAAACAAUCAAACUGUGCAAAGCCAUAUUAUACCCCUCCCACUAUCCUACAGCUCCUUUGGAGAAUGACGACUUUCUUUUUAAUUUAUUUGGAGCUUCCCGCUGACAUUGCAAAUAUCAUUGUUUUUGCUGUGCUGCUUCUAAUCUGUGUCUUGUUAAUUUAACAGGAGGUUUUUAUAAUCAGAGGUUUUAAUGAAUUGCUGUGCCAAGAAAGGACUUACUUUAGUAACAGUUGACUCUCCAGAACGUUGAGAAAUAUCAGAUGGGUUCAUCACUGAGGAGAAGCAUAAACGGAGUUUUCCACCUGACACUUUUUCCACUAGUCCCUUACUUUUUAUCCUAAUACCUUUGACUAACUUUUGCGAUAGGAUUUGAAAACAGAUGUUCUUAUCUUAAGAAAAGGCUAGAUUCUGUGAUCCUUACUUUAAGAAGGAUUUAUCUGAUUAACAACUAGAGCAAGAGGAAUAACUGUAUAAGCAACCAAAAUUCAAGAACGGGGUUCCACUGAGUUUCAAAAUACACGUGAAAUGCAGAUCAAAGUAUAAUCUCAAUUUUUACAGUUGUAGAAAUGGCAGUUAAAUGAAAUCAGACUAAGAACAUGUACGGUAUGUUGGUAACAGCAUUAUUCUUCAUCCUAAUCAAAACAAGACUACUAGCCAGAAGGAUAUUUAAAAGAAUACAGGAACUUUUGAAUCCUAGUUCUAAUCCCAAAGGCUGACAUUUUUCCAAGAAGCGCAUGGCCUUGGGAUUAGACAUAAAAUAAAGUGGUUCUUUCUUAAUAAGUGUAACGUGUAUGGAGACCCUUCUUUCUGUAGCCCGUUGCUAAAAUACCAGAGUUUCAUUGAUUUAAGUGAAUCAAUUUCUGUAUCGGUUUUCUUACGCGGAACAGGCCUUCUUUUUCUUUGAAAACUGCUGCCUAGGCCAAACCAAUAAUCUUUGUGGUCUGACAAUAUCGGUCGUCAGUUUGGAGUACUGUAGGAAUCAAUGCUAGAUGAUGUUUCAGGCUGCGCUUGUCAUACCUGCCAGACUUUUACAUUUCAGUAAAAAUUAAAAGAGGAUGCUUAUCUAUUUCAAUACAGCGCUUUGGAGUGGGAGGAGCUUCCACACUGUUUGUAAAUCAUCUCCUUUAACUUUUGUUUCAAAACCACCGUCAGACUAUAUAUUCAACAAAUGAUAGUUUGGAAAAAUCUUCAAUUACUACAGUUUGUCCCUUGAAGACUCCCAAGAGCAUGCAAAACUCACUUGCUGGUGCAGGAGAAAAAACAGGA